Cladocopium goreaui is the source of this 1038-nucleotide messenger RNA. The record is from the annotation of a GenBank genome assembly. NCBI's taxonomy places the organism in Eukaryota, Dinophyceae, Suessiales, Symbiodiniaceae.
AUGGGCAUCGAUGCCGAAGCGCUGCUACUGACACGGCCUCUGAAAACAUGGAGGCUCUGUAGCUGGGCCAUGGAGCUGCCACGAAGUUCCCUGGGCUCCAAGUACUCCUUGUUGUUCCACCUCUUGGAGGCCGGGGAGGAAGUUCAGCUGCCUCUACUCUGCUUGCGAGAUGCAGACAGAAAGCUUUGUGAUGCGCUGAGUCCGUCGUACCAAAUGCUGAAGGCCCUGCCGGGCUCAUGGGCGGACCUGCUUCCAGAUGCGUCCCGCUUGGUCGAUGGGAGGCGUCACCAGGAGUCCUUCUUCUAUGCGCACGGGCUAAACAGCUUCGCUCAGAGCCUGUUGGACUACCUCCGGUCAGAGUUCGCGGACCCGGCAGAAGUGUUGACACGUCCGGAAUUUUGGGAGCAUCGCAACUAUGGUGCUCUCAUGGUGCAGGCCUUUCACCUCAGUGCCUACGGUCCCACGGAGCACGACCUCAGCGGUGCCUUUGUCAAAGGCACAGCGGAGCUGCGGCCGCGCGAGGGACGUGCGGAACUGGUGGGGCGUGUGGAACUGCAGUUUGCGGAGAGGCUCGAAGGGCAGCUCUGGAUUCAUGCAGUUCCAGACUCUGAAAGCAGGACCUUCAGUGGGGACAAGGUCAGCUUUGACCUGGGAUGUCGAAGGCUAAGCCGCCUGUCUGGGAAAGCGCUGGAACAGCUCUCCGGCUGGCGCAUAUUGGCUCCUCCCGAAGUGCCGUCGGAGUCCGCCGGGUUCUGGGAGCGGCGCUGGUUCCGGGUGGUGCUGAUGUGCCUGCGCAGGGUGAUGCCGCAGGUGCCAACGCGGAGGGUCUUGCACUUCGCACGCCCGCCCUUUCCGCAGCAGCCGGUGCUGAUCGGCCUGAGCCAUGAUCACAUCGCGUGGCAAGACAUGGAAUGGGUCUAUGCAAAUCCAAAGCUUGAUGUGCUGGAAAGCAGUGAGGAAGAGUUGAUUGACCUAGUCAGCCAGUUGCAAGGCUACGGUUGCCCCUUUCGCCUUCCCUUUUGGCUCUCCGAACUUUGA